AUGUCAAAGGUCAUCUAUGCUGAGCCAGACAUGAACAAGAAGGUCAAGUUUGACAGAGGUGAGAUGGAGGAGAGGAUUGUGGAUAUCUACGUCAGUGCAGACACCCUGAGAGACAGUCAGACCAGCACCAAGAGAGAAGAGAGAGCAGACACUGCUCCUAAUAAUGGACCAGGAGACCAGCAAACAGAGCCUGACAGCUCAGGGAAGAGACCCUUCCUAGUUGUUGCAGUGUUUCUGGGGCUGCUGUGUGUUCUCCUACUGGCUGGGAUCAUAGGCCUGUCUGUCUACUAUAACAGAGCCAUUAAAGAUUCUGAGGAUAAAAGGAACACCUUGUUCCAGAGUUUCUCCCUUUAUAAAAUCAACGCAACUGAAGAGAGAGACCAGCUACAGACCAGAUACAACAACCUGACUAGAGAGAGAGACCAGUUACAGACCAGAUACAACAACCUGACAAAAGAGAGAGACCAGCUACAGACCAGAUACAACAACCUGACCAAAGAGAGAGACCAGCUACAGACCAGAUACAACAACCUGACAAAAGAGAGAGACCAGCUACAGACCAGAUACAAUACCCUGACUACAGAGAAAGGCCAUAUUCAGGCAAAGCUUUUUGUGAUAGAGCAGCAUUGUCAGGAGGGAUGGAGAUACUUUGACUCCAGCUUGUACCUCCUCUCUACUGAGACUAAAACCUGGAAGGAGAGCAGAGAGGACUGUCGGGAGAGAGGAGCAGACCUGGUGAUCAUUAACAGCAGAGAG
This is a messenger RNA of Salmo salar (Atlantic salmon), 756 nucleotides long. NCBI's taxonomy places the organism in Eukaryota, Metazoa, Chordata, Actinopteri, Salmoniformes, Salmonidae. The record is from RefSeq and is a predicted model, not a curated record.